AUUGGUUCCGGCCCGAGGCAAUGACGACGGACGCGAGCGGCAAGGCGAUCUCGGGAUGGCUCUUCCGGCGCACGACGACGGGCUUCUUCAACAUGAAGGGCACGGGCGACUGGGGCCGCGUGUGGUGCGAGUUUGAGUACGCGACCGGCGUUUUCUCCGUGUACCUCGACGGGCAGAAGCACCGCCGGCUCUUGAGCUGGAAGAUGCUGCAGUGCUCGAUCCAGCACGUGCGCAACGACGGCCGGUACUGCAUCGAGCUCGAGUUUGUCCAGCAAAAGAAGAAGGAGACGCUGUCGUCGGCGCCGGAAAGCCACGACAUUGAGUGGUGGUUUGACGUGCUCACCACGUCCAAGCUCGCGCUCGCCGAGGGCCGCGUGCCCAACCCGCGCCUCCUCGUCCGCACGCCACCGACGUCGCUGCCCGUCAAGAUCGCGCCCGAGUACGAGAAGCGCGGGAAGGCGCGGACGCCGGCCAAGCCCGCGCUCCGCCGUCGCCAGCCGCGCCUCGCGACCAACCUCUCGCGCUUUGAGCGCAUCACGGUCUACGAGACGCAGACGCACUUUUACGUCGUGGGCUCGGACCGCACGUACUCGCGCUUCCGCCUCUUCUCGCUCGACCGCCUCGAGGAUGCACCGUCGUCACUCGACGCGAUCUUCAAGGAAGACCCGGCGGUCUACAGCUGGGAAGAGAUGGAGGCGCUCUUGCAAGGCCUCGACACGGAGGCGCGGGCGGCGACCAAGUACGGCCUCGUGCGCGCCUUCUCGGCCGUCGCGAUCGUUGGUUUUAUCAAGUUUCUGCAAGGCUACUACCUCAUCGUGGUCACGCAGCGCCGCAAGAUUGGGUGCAUUGGCGGCCACUUCAUCUACGCGAUCCAGGCGACACAGUGCCUCCCGAUUCGCCGCCCAAAGUCGGACGGAUCGUCCUGGACGUGGGUCUCGCGCUGGCUCAACCCGAGCCCGAUCGAGGACGCGGAGGCGCGGUACCUCGGGCUCUUCCACUUUGUGGACUUGACCAAGGACUUUUACUACAGCUACACGUACGACCUCACGCACACGCUGCAGCACAACAUGACGACGGACCAGACCAAGUCGCUCGACAUGUUUGAGUGGAACCACCACCUCAACAAGGAGUUUACGGCGGCAUUAUCGUCGCCCGCGAGCGCCGAGUGGGUCCAGCCGCUCCUCCUUGGCUUUUACGAGCAGCGCAAGUGCUCGCUCUUUGGUCGACUCAUUUCGGUGAUCGUGCUCGCGCGGCGAUCGCGCCAUUUCGCCGGCACGCGCUACCUCAAACGCGGCAUUGCCGACACGGGCAAGGUUGCCAACGACGUCGAAACCGAGCAGAUCAUUGAGGACGAAAACACUCAUGGCAAGUUCAGCGCGUUCGUCCAGUACCGUGGGUCGAUCCCGAUUUUCUGGGCCCAAGAGACGAGCGUGACGAUCCCGAAACCACCGAUCCAGCUCAACCGCGUUGACCCGUCGUACGCCGCGACCCAAGCCCACUUUGUGGACCUCUUUGAGCGCUACGGGUCGCCGACGCUGGUGCUCAACCUCGUCAAGCAGCACGAGAAGGUCCAGCGCGAAAUGAUUGUCGGCACGGGCUUCAAGAGCGCGGUCGAGUACAUCAACACGUUCAUUCCGCAAGAGCACAAGCUGCGCUACGUCGCGCUUGACUACUCGCGCCUGAGCAAGAUGCGCGUCGAGCAAGGCUCCCGCGUCGAAGCCGUGCGCCAAGCGCUCGACAAGGUCGGCACGUGGGCCCUCGAUCAAACAGGCUUUUUCUGCUCGGCCCCCAAGCGCCACCUGGGCUCGGGGGCCAACAAGCGCACGGCCCGUCGCGCGUCGCCCGCGCGGCCCCCGUCCUCCUAUGGCCCGGUACCACCCGUGUCGACGGGCGAGGCGCGACCGUCCAGUCCGACGAUCCCGCGCGACUCCGGCGACUGGCUCGAGCAGCACGGCGUGCUUCGCACCAACUGCAUCGACUGCCUCGACCGCACCAACGUCGCCCAAUUCAGCGUCGCGAUGCGGGCCCUCGGCCAACAGCUCUAUGCGAUGGGCAUCCGCAACACGCCGCACCUUGAGACGUCGUCGCCGAUCUUGGCCGAGCUCACGCGCAUGUUCGGGCGCAUGGGCGACAUCAUCUCGAUGCAGUACGGCGGGUCGGAGGCCAAUAAGAAGGUGGCGCCAUCAAAAGAUACGAUCAAGCACUGGGAGCUGCUCACGUCGAUUCGUCGCUACUACAGCAACGCGUUUACGGACAUGGCCAAGCAGGACGCGAUCAACCUCUUCCUUGGCAACUUUGUGCCGCGGGCGUCCGAGCCGCCGCUCUGGGAACUCGAGAGCGACUACUACCUGCACAAUUUUCAGGUCGAGCGGCCGUUGGCGCUGCCCGACAUGGGCCCGUUCCACCGCAUCCACAACCUCGUCGCGCUCAAGCGCAGCCUUGGUCCGAGCUCCAAGGCCGAGUACCUCCGCCUCCGCGCGUCGCUGCUCAACGAGACGUGGUGGAAGUCGGCGGUCGAGGCGUUUGACGCGCCAAAGUUCUUUACGGACAAGCUCCUCCUCCCGAGCCCCGCGCAUGGCGACGGCAAGCCGCUGCUGAUGCGCAAGAGCAGCGCGACGAGCUCGGCCGUGCUCGAAGACUCGACCAUCUCCGAAAAGUCGCUCUUGUGGAUGCAGACGCAAGACAAGGAAGAGUUCUUUUCGUUUGACGCGGCGCUCGCGUCGUCGUUCAUGCUGCCGAUCGCGAUGAAGGAGCACGACCCGCACACGUUCUCCACGCCGCCGCCACCGUCGUCGUCGUCAAGCGUCCAAAUCGGAUCGAGUAGCCUCACGCGCCAAGUGCGCUCCAUGUCGGCACCAGAGGAGACGCUCCAAGAUGUCUCGAGCGGCUCGUCGCUCAAGCGCAGCCUCAGCAACAUGCGGCUGCAAGAGCUGCUUCGGAAAGAGAGUAGCACGCUUGACGAUGCCAAGGCCGCGCUCUUGCUGCCCCCGAUGCUCGACGCGCCGCCGCUCGACAUUGAAGAGUACGCGGCUUCGCGCGGCCUCAAGCGCGUGUACGUGGGCACGGCCAUGGGCGCGUCGUCGUCCGACCCGAUCUACGACCGGUACGUCGAGUCGGGCGAGAGCCUCUCGUUCUGGGAGAAGGAGGCGAAGAACGUCAAGUCGGACUUUAUCCUGUAUCUCCGCGAUGCCUCGAUCGACGUCGAUGAUGUCGGCGCCGUGUUUGAAGCCGCGGUUCGGGGCGGCUGUACGUACAAGAUCCAGUCGGGCGUCUACGCGGGCUUGGAGCAGCACGUCAAGGCGCGCGGGCUCCUCUCCAAGAAAUUUUUCAAAAACGAAAAGGACCGCCAAUUCAUCUGCAACGCGCUCGACGAAGCGCAGCUCUGCGAGAUGCACCCGGCGCCCCCGUCCGACAUGGAGCUCUACGCGUCGUUCUUUGACGAAGUGACGCCGCUCUUGCCGCGCCUCGUCGUUGGCGACCACUCGAUUGCGUCCUCGGGCUUUGAGUUGGACGCGACCCUCGAGGCUGAGAAGCUCAAGGCCGGCAGCGUCGUCGAAGAGUUCAUCGAUUGCAACGCGGUCAGCGACGACGUCCGCAAGAGCAUGGCGACGCUUGUCUUUGUCAAAAAGUAGGCAAUCGACUGAAAUAUAUAUUGAUGGAUUGCAUUCAAGUACAACCACCUACUAACUGA
This is a messenger RNA of Saprolegnia diclina VS20, 3691 nucleotides long. RefSeq lists its product as hypothetical. The coding region runs from base 21 to 3632 and encodes 1203 amino acids. The record is from RefSeq and is a predicted model, not a curated record. The transcript has 7 exons. Gene Ontology annotation, biological process: phosphatidylinositol dephosphorylation. Gene Ontology annotation, molecular function: phosphatidylinositol-3,5-bisphosphate 5-phosphatase activity. Lineage: Eukaryota; Oomycota; Saprolegniomycetes; Saprolegniales; Saprolegniaceae. Gene Ontology annotation, cellular component: intracellular membrane-bounded organelle.